CAAACGCAGCCCUAAUCUCUCUCUCUCUCUAUAUAAACCCUCUCUCUCCUAUGACUAUUGACUAUUCCCUCACCUCCUAAACGUUAUAAUCAACGAAAACUAAACAUUCUUCCGCACAACAACAAUGGAAGAAUCAUCAUCUUCAUCAUCCCCCUCAUCAUCACAAUCCACAAACACAUAUACAAACCCUAACCCUAACCCUAACAACAGUAACAGCUCACCUCCUCCUCCUACACAGAACACCAAUUCAACAAGAAGCAGAAGAAGCAGAUACUCAACACUUCUCUCCACGUUUCGCUUCUUACAAGCACCUCUCUCCACUAUUCUCUCCCAUUACUUCCCUGCCACUGCGCUAAACCCUAACCCUAGCCACGCCGACGCUGCGGAGGUUUCUAUCCGUAUUGUCCCCGGUCAAGAACGGAACCAAGCUGAUCAUGAAUUAGGGCUCGCUCAUUCGUCCGGUAGCGCCGAGAUUGAUUCUCUCCAGGAUGAUCGCAGUUAUGUUUCUGGUAGCGCAGCUAGUGGUAAUGGAAAUGCUGAUUCCAAUUCUGUUCCGGCUGGUGCUGCGGCUCCGCGUACUCCGAAUCAACAGCGGUAUGAUUUACAGCACGCGGCGAGGCUGAUCGAGCAGAUUAUUCCGUUUUCUUUGCUCUUGAUGCUCGUUUUUAUUCGACAGCACUUGCAAGGAUUCUUUGUCACAAUAUACAUAACUGCUUUCCUGUUCAAGUCAAAUGAUAUUCUUAAGAAGCAGACUGCUUUAAAGGGGGAAAGGAAACUGGCAGUUCUAAUGGGAUAUUUUUUGGUUUUUACGCUUCAUGUGAUUGGAAUCUAUUGGUGGUACCGUAAUGAUGAUAUUUCCUACCCAUUAAUCAUGGUUCCUCCAAAAGAAAUACCUCCAUUUUGGCAUGCUCUAUUCACUAUUUUAGUCAAUGAUACGAUGGUGCGGCAAGCAGCAAUGGCUUUCAAAUUGAUCCUGCUAAUGUAUUACAGAAAUGGCAAGGGUCAUAACUUUCGUAGACAGGGCCAACUGCUGACUCUAGUUGAAUACACGUUGUUAUUAUAUCGUGCACUGUUGCCGGCACCUGUUUGGUAUCGUUUUUUUCUGAACAAAGAUUAUGGAAGCCUCUUCUCAUCACUGACUACGGGGCUGUACUUAACAUUCAAGCUAACUACCGUUGUUGAAAAGGUACGAUCCUUCUUCUCUGCCUUUAAGGCCUUGUCACGAAAGGAAAUGCACUACGGUUCUUAUGCCACGCUGGAGCAGGUAAAUGAUGCAGGAAACUUAUGUGCUAUAUGCCAGGAGAAGAUGCAUGUUCCAGUUCAGUUAUGUUGUAAACACGUGUUUUGUGAAGACUGCGUUUCAGAAUGGUUUGAGAGAGAAAGGACUUGCCCUUUAUGCAGGGCUUUGGUUCGGGCAGCUGAUAUGUGGUCGUAUGGUGAUGGUUCAACAAGUUUGUUUUUCCAGUUAUACUAGAUUUUUGGUGUGCUCUACAGGCACGCGUUGUCAUUGGUACUAUUGGAUUCUGCUUGCUUGAAGUGAGUUGCUCUGGAAGAAAGAAUGAGCAAUAAGAGACUGGCAUUUACGGCAUCGUAGAUAUAGAGAUGAAGAAGACUCAGAUGAAAAGAUCCUGCCUAAUGUACAUAUGUCUGAGACUCACCCGAUGAUUAAAUGUCUAUACAGUGUAUAUAUGUUAUUAGAUUGAAUAAAACAUGUGAUCAAGUUAAAGGUGUUGCUUGGUUGCUUCAAAUGCCUAAUUGUAUUAUGAAAAGUGCUUUGGUGGAAAAUGAGAUUUUGCAUGAUUUUGUUGAAGUGUUGAAGCACCAGUAUAUGGGAGAUGGAACAGUGCAGGAGGGUGAGAAAAGUAGAUGAGUUAAGGGAAUGCAGUGGUUGAGGGUUGACAGUUUUGCAGUCUCCAAUAUUUGGGUGGUGUAUGACUUUGUUACUCCGUGUACCCCCUUAUAAAAGUAUUAUCUAUAAGUUGACUAUCCUC
Messenger RNA from Daucus carota subsp. sativus, 1991 nucleotides. RefSeq lists its product as uncharacterized. The transcript has 8 exons. The record is from RefSeq and is a predicted model, not a curated record. Gene Ontology annotation, biological process: positive regulation of ERAD pathway. Gene Ontology annotation, molecular function: ubiquitin protein ligase activity. The coding region runs from base 125 to 1474 and encodes 449 amino acids. Lineage: Eukaryota; Viridiplantae; Streptophyta; Magnoliopsida; Apiales; Apiaceae.